Messenger RNA from Ilex paraguariensis (yerba mate), 396 nucleotides. The record is from the annotation of a GenBank genome assembly. Lineage: Eukaryota; Viridiplantae; Streptophyta; Magnoliopsida; Aquifoliales; Aquifoliaceae.
AUGGGAAAACCCUACUUUGUAGCUCUUCUCAUUCCUAUCUUACUCUCUCCCUUUACAUCUACAUGUUCAGAUGACACUGGAGGUAGUAGAAGAGCUUGUUGUCCAAGCGAUAUUCAGAUAUAUCAAUGGCCAUCAGGGUACACAGGCCUUCACGAACCUGAAUUCACCGUGGUAAUCGUCAACGAGGCAUGGUUGGUUGAUGGGGUGUUUGAUGUUCAAAUUUCUUGUGGUGAGUUUGCAUCCACCAAGCUAAUCAAUCCAAUGAUUUUCCGGCGUAUCGGGUUCGGAAAGUGCCUUCUUAAGGAUGGCAAGAAGAUAAGUCCUGGUGAAGUAAUUUCCUUCCAGUAUUCCAAUGUGCUUCCUUAUACUUUUAGUGUGGUGGAGGUAAAGUGUUAG